AGUCUAAUUAUGUAACUCACGAUCCGCUGAUAUACCAGUAUGAUUAUGUAACUCACGAUCCGCUGAUAUACCUGUAUAGUUAUGUAACUAUGACUUUAGUUCUAAACACAUUCAAGGGGGGGGGGGGCUGUAUUUUGUUUCAUUUUUGUCGCUGUUGUUUUUUUUGGGGUUUUUUUGCAAGAACUCUCUGCUUGAUCUAUCUCUUGUUCAUGUAUUUGUACUGUUACCUCGUGUAUCGCAUAUAUGUGUGAUUUGAGUGUACUACAUGUAAAUUAACUUGAACCUGUACUUCCUCUUUUAGGCUUAGGUACACCACCAUUAAGACCCAAUUUUAAGUUAACACCCCCAAAUUUUACCUGUAGCGUGAUCAAUGGUAGGCCGCCUGCCAAUCAAUCUUUUAACAAUAGAUCUCAUGUGGAGUGACGUCUGCAGAGACUGGACUGGAGGAACCCCAGAGAGGUGUUUUGAUAACAAUAAAAGCACAUGCCUACCGGCAUUCUUUCGGUCUUGAGGAAGCCCAGUAUACCCGAGUUUUGAUAGCAUUGACCUGUCCACAACUGCCAUUUUCUCGUAAUUCAAUAUCUUAAAAAAGACCCCUGAACAAUUCAAUUUUAAUAUAAUUUUAACCCCCCUCCCUCUGUAUGCAUUAUUAUAAAUUACACAAUCAGAAAUCAAACAAUAAUUUGCACAUUAAUUUCUAAAACUUGUAACUUACUGAAAUAAUGUAUAUUUAUAUAUAUUAUAAUAGAAAUUAUCCAUUGAGACAAUAACUAAGAGAUAGAGGGGGGGGGGGUGCAUCUAGAGUGUCAGCUACCUUUAGGAAUACAACCAUUAUACAAUUACUAUAUAUGUGACCUCAGAAAGUCUGCAAUCGGCCGAGACACAUCCUGUAUUAUCAAAAGUAUACACAACACCCUGAUUUCUUGGCCAGGUUAAUAACAUAGACUAUCAUCUACCCCCUGAACUUCAUUUGUUAUAAACAUGCAUGGUUUAUUUCUAUAUUUAUCUAGGUUGUGGAUAAAUAUCAUUCAUGCGUUUAAUUUACGAAAUAUUAAUCCUCUUUGAAGAUCUACAUGUAUACAAAAGACUGGUUGCCAGAUAUACUUUGGGAAUUAAAGGAUGACGAUUAGUCUUGUUUGAAGUUUUAUGCAUGUAGCCACCUGUCUGAUAUUUCGUUUUAUGUUGUCCAUUGUGUUUGUAUGUCACUGGUUAAAAAUAGAGAGAAAGGGUUGCAUGAGAGAGAGAGAGCGAGAACCUAUACAUGUAUACUAAAAACCUUUUUUACCUGUCCGGCCCAUACCUACGCACACCGUCAGGGUAGAAGUACGUAACAUUGCAUAGGGAGUGUAGACUGGUAAGGUUUUAUCUAAAAUAGUUCAGAGUUUAAAUACAAGCUGUAACUGACAGUAAAUAAAAUUAAAAAAUAAAAGAAUAGUCAACAUAUAUGUGAUUGAAUAACAUAACUUAAAGGACACAUCUCAUGUUUUCAAAGUAUACAACAUUACAUGCAUUUCGUCUUCUUUAUGCUUAUAGUAAUUAAUUCUAAUAGUUCGUUCGCCGAAAUUUUGCGAUAAUUAACCACAAUACAGACUUAAGCCCUUCGGAUUGUGAAAGUACUACGAGAUAUUAUUAAAAACUCAACUUUUAGGGGCCUAAUUUAUUUACCAUGGGCAACAUUUAAAUCGUUGUUGCUUCGCACUUUUAUUCAGUUUGUGAGUAAAAUGUCCGGAGUUUACGCAUCGAUAAAUUCUUCAAAAAGAAUAUUUAAUCCUAUAGUAAAAACCCAAAUAUAGCGAGUAAAGCGUGUAUGAAAUCGGCAAUAUUGUGAGUAAAUAAUGUUUAUAUGGGUCGCUGUCUACAAACUGUUUGAUGAUGUUAUUCCAUAAUACAUCUGAAAAUGGCGACCAUAUAUAGUCCGGCUGAUUGGUGCAAAUUUUUAUCAAAAUUGCUCACUUGAUAUAAGGAAAGCAUGAAACUUUCUACACAAUUUCUUUGAUGUUAGCUAUGAUGAACUCACUCUGAAAAAUUCAAUAUGGUCGCCAUUUUCAAGAUGGCGGGAAAGUGAUAAAAUCGUUCAAAUUGUUUUCGCCCAAUCUUUUGUUUUGACAUAAAUCGAGGUUUUUACUCCAUGCCCAAUGACUCACAGCUUCUAAAAAAAUUAAACCUUUCUUUUAAUUGCAAAUUUAAAGUUCAGUAAGUGAAUAAUGUCUUCAGCAUAAAUUUUGCCAAAUAAUAAAUCCGUAUAGUAGUACGGCAGAAUGAAAACAGGGUUGUUUGAUUGAUUGAUUGAUUAAAUAUUGUUUAAGGGACUCUCUAGAAUAUUUCAUUCAUAUGGAGAUGUCACCACUGCCGGUGAAGGACUGCAAAAUUUAGGCCUAUACUCGGCGCUUAUGGUCAUUGAACAUGGAGGGAUCUUUAUCGUGCCACACCUGCUGUGACACGGGACCUCGGUUUUUGCGGUCUCAUCCGAAGGACCGCCCCCAAUUAAUCGCCUCUUACGACAAGCAAGGGGGUACUGAGGAUUUAUUCUAACCCGGAUCCCCACGGGAUUAGGUUUGAUUGAAAAAGAAUGACGAAAAGUAUGUUUUAUAGACAUUUAAUGAAGUUUAAAGGUUGAGAUCAAGGUCUAGUCUCCGUCACUUUCCCCGCCAUAACUACAAAGGACAGUGCAGGUUAGAUUAGCCUUGACACUUUAGAUAUUCCUUUGCAUCCACUUUGCAAGAUGCUGAUGCUUCCUGUAGUGAUGUACAAAAUGGAAUCCACAUAUCUGUUUGAUUCCUUUUUCACCCCCAAGUUCCUGGAUCCACUUUUGGAUAGGUAGGUUCUAGACAUCUGUCCCAGACUUGGCUAACUAUGUGACAUGCUCGUUUUGUGUGUUGAAGCAACGCUGCUUCUGUUGGAGGAAUACCAUCUAUUUCUCUGCCCUUUCUAGUAAAUUGCAUCAUUGACUGUCAUACACUCACUAGCUUUAUCGUAUGCGUAUAACAAAGCGCUGCACUUCUAUAUGAUCUAGAACAGCUAUUGGUGACAGACUCUUGUCACAUAAGUUGUCAAAAGUUUCUGUUAAUUGUCUAUAGUUUAUCUAUGUGUCCCAUGCACUUCUUUGCAGAUGACGAUACCUGGUUACAGCCUGUGAAUGCAUGGAAAAAAUAAAAGACCAUGCACCUGGUCAGGUCCAAGAGCAUUGACAAUGUUGUGGAUAGACAGGUAUCUAAACCUCACAAUUCCCUUAUAUCUGUUCAGUCUUCUUAAAACAAGAUAUUGCUAUCGGUAUCAGCUGUACGAAUCACGACAAACCCCUGUCCUUCAGCCACUGCGUCAUUAACACAAAGCAUCAUUCGUGUGUCUGCCUCUUCCUGUGUGCAUGGUUCCAGUUAACCAGUGUCUCUUUGUUUUAUAAAAGCACAUGAGCGAACUGCCUUUAGAGGUGAUGGUCUGUUUUUCGGCACCAAAUAAAUUCAUCUCAAAUUAGCUGCCGAGAUAAAUUAAUAGACAAACAAUUCAUUCUUGUUCUCGUCUACUCGCAAAAAAGCUUCCCAAUUUUCUGGAACUUUAGAAUUUGGCAAAACCCUCCGUCUCACACCCAUUUUCUCUUCUACAUCUUUCCGAUAUUUUCAAGCUGUCUGAAAAAUACUCAUCCCAAACCACAUUAACUUAUCUGACAGAGUGAAGCUGAUCCCGUAUACAUUUGUAUGUGGUGCGCAACAAUAUCUUAAAAGUUAUCUUCAGAUGACUUAUACCCCCAGUAAUAGGCAUUUUAAUAAGUACAGUACCAUCUAUAACCAAAGCAUCAACUUUCGGAGUCUCACUGCAUGAUUCAGAAAUGUUCUCUAGUUUUGUAAGAUCCUGAAUUUGAUCCAUUGCAUAAUUCAUCAAAUUGUGAUAGGGAUGGCGGAUAGACUUGGUUCUCAUAUUUGAAAAAUCACAGGAGAUCACCAUGAAACAUAUAAUUGUGAAAAGAGGCCACAGUUCUGUUUAAUGAUACAGUCUGUUGUUUCUGAUAUGAUUCUGUUUAGAGGCCACAGUUCUGUUUAAUGAUACAGUCUGUUGUUUCUGAUAUGAUUCUGUUUUAGUUUGUUGACGACUAUAUAAAAUGGUUCGUAAAAAGACUUUGAAGUACUCUCUAAUCGUUCUGUUACAAACUGGGGAAAUUGCUGUUUUCCAAUAUCUCUACCUUACUAACUGUUUCUGCAACUUUUUGUCAACAAUAUCCCAUGUGUCCAAGAUUAAAGAAUCUUUGCUCUAUUCCAAGAAAGGAUUACGAUAUUUUCUACAACUGAACAGAAAGUUUUUAAAGCUUUGAAAAUUUGUUUUGUCUACCCUUGACCUGAUCGUGUUGCCUGAAGUCUGGCCUGGAGGUUAUAAAACUUUUUUGAACAUGUUUUCUUACUCAGACUCAACCUCUAUAUUCUAAAUUGCACUUAUACUCAAAAGUGAAGGUUAUAAACUGUUAUAAAAUCAUUUUCACACUAAAAUGGAGUACAUGUACAAACUCAAUUUUUUUUUAGUAUGUUUCGAAGCUUGCUCAGAGUUAUACUCAAAACAAAAAUGGCUGAGUUUGAGUAUGAGUACAGUAAAAGUUUUAUAACCUCCAAGCCUGGUCCUUUGUUUUCAUUUUUGUUAAUCGUUCCUGAGUAGAUUAGAAUUUAUUUAUUAUCCUAGCUAUUUCUGGACCUGACACCAUCCAUCGUUGUUGCUACAUGUAAGCUCCGUGAGGCCGAUUGUUCCACCAUCUCCUUUCAUUAACUUAUUAUUCUGCUCAUGGGCUUAAUCUAUUACUAUCGCUGAUUUCUUCAAAACGAAUUUUGCAUUCUGAAACUCCUGGUCAACUACUGGAACAUUAUCUUGUAGCCUAGUUAUAUGACAUAAAGGAGUAGGUACCCAUCUAGCAUAAUUUGGAUGAUCGAGUGCAAAGAAUGAAAAGUAAAACCGAGUCUUUAAACAGGCGGGAAUUGCCAUCUUCCAAUGAUUUGAUGAACACUAAUAUCGCAAUUUUGAUGUACACCAUGGGCACCAUUUUCAUUACAUUUUUACUAAUUUUGAUUAUAAAAGCUUUCUACGUAACCACCAUAGAUCAAUUGUGUAAAAUUUUGAACUUCUGGCAUUAAAAAUCGGGAUGAUAUUAAUAAAACAAGCAAAAACAUAUGUCAUAUUGAUGGCCAUUUUGAAAAUGGCAGCCAUAUUGAAUUUUGAAAGUGGGUCCAUAGCUAAUAUUGCCUAGAAGACCUAAAUCUACCACUAUGCCAAAUUUGGUGCUUUCCUUAUCAAGUGAGCAAUUUUUUUUCACCAAUCAGCCGAACUAUUAAAAUAGCGAGCGAAGCUCGAGUCGCAACUCUCUUCAAUCAUUAUACACGUGAUCACGAGAUUUCCGCAUCAUUUGAAAAAUAACUGGAAAUACUCAAAGCGCACGGUACAUGGAUACCAAUAUAUUUAAAACAUUACAAAUAUGCACUAUCAAUGAUGUCAAUAUGUAAAACGAAUAUGAUCUUAAUUUGAGUUACUUGUGACUAUAUCGGUACGUACAUCUAGAUAGGAUUGAUUCAGGAAGUCAUUGCAUGUAAGCUGUAAACAACUUUCUAAUUUUAAAAGGAAAUUGAAAAUACAUGUAUAUCACUAGUAUUGACGAUGACAUCGGACAUAGGAUAUCACUAUGCCGUUUGCAAUGAGACUGUCCAUGCCAGUCAGGUUCCAACUCACGUGGAAAAUAGCCUAGUUAUAGCGGGGAAUGUUAUAGCCCUGCUUCUUAUGCUGAUAAACAGAAAGUAUCACAAGUGGCAUUCCUUCUACAUAUUAUACGCCGGUCUGGUCUGUACAGAUCUCCUACAGUCGUGCGUCUUGUAUCCGGUGUCCAUUUUGCGAUAUUCUAGUAACUUCACUUGGUGUUACACGGAGCCCCUCUGUGAUGCCGUGUCGUUUACAUUUUCCUUCACACAAUUAUCGUCAGGUGUGAUCAAUGCAAGCCUGGCCAUUGACAGGUAUCUGUGCCUAAGACAGAGGAACUUUCUGUGGAGAACAACUUGGGUUCGUUUACGAUAUUUCGGUGUCCUGUGCGCCAUCUGGUGUUUUGUGGCUAUCAUAUGCAGCAUCCAUCUCAUUGGUGUCGGAAACAGCCAGCUUUACUUUCCUGGGUCGUGGUGCUUCAUUGAUUUCACGCAGACCUCCAUUGGAAACCGCGUGAAUUCUCUUAUCUAUUCCCUUUGUGGACUGUGUGUUGUAUUUUCUACUUUCAUCUCCAACGUCGCUUCCAUAGCAUUUUCUUGUAAAAACAACGAAUACCGAGCCAAGCUGCUGGACGAGCACCGAGUAUCCGGAAUCUACGACAGUCACGUGACAAUCUUCCUGGUCGUAGCGCUCUUUGUUUAUGUGGCAUUUUUUAGUCCAUUCAUUAUAAACGUGUUCCUUCAUGCUGUAGGCUUGGUGGCGGGGAAUGGGCCAGUAGAACUAUGGCUGAUAAGACUCAGUUAUAUGAAUUCUAUUAUCAACCCCUGGCUCUAUAUCGUACUCCGGAAAGAGAGCCUGCAGAAGUUUCUCUUGGUAUAUAGACUGUGCUGUAGAUCUUCCCAGGAGGCCAUGUAGGCAUUAAAAAUACAUUGAACUUUUUGGACUGGUUCUGAUUCGAAAAACUGCGAAAAAUAGAGACACACAGAUAAUAUAAUAGUAUAAAUAGAAGCUGUACAUGUUAAUAUAGAGAUAUAGAUACUAUAAUAGUAUGCAUAGAACUUGUACAUGUAAAUAGAGAGAUAUAAAUAAUAUAAUAGUAUAAAUAGAAUUUGUACAUGUAAAUAUAGAUGAUAUAAUAGUAUGAAUAGAACUUGUACAUGUGUU
This is a messenger RNA of Ostrea edulis (European flat oyster), 6825 nucleotides long. RefSeq names its product prostaglandin E2 receptor EP4 subtype-like. Gene Ontology annotation, cellular component: plasma membrane. Gene Ontology annotation, biological process: inflammatory response; positive regulation of cytosolic calcium ion concentration; adenylate cyclase-activating G protein-coupled receptor signaling pathway. The record is from RefSeq and is a predicted model, not a curated record. NCBI's taxonomy places the organism in Eukaryota, Metazoa, Mollusca, Bivalvia, Ostreida, Ostreidae. Bases 5626 to 6576 code for a protein of 316 amino acids. Gene Ontology annotation, molecular function: G protein-coupled receptor activity. The transcript has 2 exons.